Haliotis rubra (blacklip abalone) is the source of this 906-nucleotide messenger RNA. RefSeq lists its product as uncharacterized. Lineage: Eukaryota; Metazoa; Mollusca; Gastropoda; Lepetellida; Haliotidae. Bases 13 to 801 code for a protein of 262 amino acids. The transcript has a single exon. The record is from RefSeq and is a predicted model, not a curated record.
GAUGCUUAUCACAUGGCAAAUAGUUUGCGCAAGAAGUUGAAAGAUAAAUGUCGUUACAAAAAGUAUUCAGCCCUUGCUCCAUGGGUGCAAUCAAUAUGUAAUCAUCUUUUUUGGUGUGCGGCUUCAUGUAUGGGAGAUGCUGACCUACUUGUUGCCCGAUGGGAAUCCCUGCGCUACCACAUUGUCAAUAUUCAUCAGUGGGGUGGGCCAGGAUUGGUAACAUCAUGUUGUCAUGAUGUUCUUACAGAAGAUCAAGUUGCAAGGAAGAAGUGGCUGACUCUGGACUCUCCUGCCCAUCGAGUUCUAGAAGAAAUCAUGAUGAACCGGAAAUUUCUGGAGGACAUCAGAAGACUAAGCAAAUUUUUGCACACAGGUCGUUUAGAGGUAUACCACUCCCUCCUCAACAAGUAUUGCCCCAAGAGACAGGACUUCGAUAAGAAACAGAUGACAGGAAGAACCCAGCUGGCUGUCCUCGAUCAUAACAAGCAUACCAUUGUUGAUACACAAGCUUUGUCAUCUUCUCUUGAGGAAAGCUCUUCUGAUGCUGUAACGUUCAUCAAUCCAGAUGGAGUUAGAGUUGUUUACAGUAAGCAUUGUAGUGACUGGGUAAUCAAACCAAUUUCAGAGCUCAAGAGUUAUCCCUACCUCAAAGACAUGAUAAUGGAAGUUCUGAAGCGUCACAAAAAUCAAGAAAAGGGAGAAGUGAAGGCUGAAGCAAAGGCGCGUAACAUUGCGAAGAAACCAAAGCCAAGUAAAGAAAUACUUUUGAAGAGACACAUAUCAAGAUUGAGUAAAUGCUAAACUAUGCUGAAUAUUGUUGAAGUUGUUGAGUGAUAUUGUACUCAGGUGUGAUGAGUAUGGAAAGACAUUUGUUGAAUGUUCGUUCAUCUGAUAUUAUUGUACUCA